This is a messenger RNA of Anopheles cruzii, 1339 nucleotides long. RefSeq names its product probable serine hydrolase. The coding region runs from base 198 to 1262 and encodes 354 amino acids. The transcript has 2 exons. NCBI's taxonomy places the organism in Eukaryota, Metazoa, Arthropoda, Insecta, Diptera, Culicidae. The record is from RefSeq and is a predicted model, not a curated record.
AGGGAAAGAAAUGGUGAUGAAACAAUCGUCUAGCAAGAUUGUGAUGUAGCUCAUACGCAACAAUUUGAUGAGGUGUUCACCCGCGGAAGUGAUGAGAUAACGCGGAGAUGGUUGAAUUGUGCCCAACCAAAAUUGCGCGUUCAUUGCAAUAUCGCUAGCCAGCAACUAGAGACGGUGGAUCUGGAAGUUAGUGGACGAUGGCUGCUGCAAUCAAAGCCUGGUUUGUUCCCUCAUUGGCCAGCAAGCACGGUGCAAUUCGAAAGGCAACAGCUGCGCCGAUCACCGGUACGGGCCACCGCCAAUCUCACCACGAAGCACACGAUCACGUCGAGCAGCACGAUCGCAAACAUGGUGUGGAGGAAGUACGCAUUCCCAUUCCGUACGGGGAGAUCGCUGGCAAGUGGUGGGGACCGAAAAAUGUGCGGCCCAUCGUAGCGCUUCACGGGUGGCAGGAUAAUGCGGGCACUUUCGACCGGCUGAUACCGUUACUUCCGAAGCACAUGAGCUUCCUGGCGUUGGAUCUGCCCGGUCACGGACUGUCCUCGCGAAUCCCCGACGGUAUGAUGUGUCAUGCGCUCGACAACACGUUCGUCAUGUUUUACCUCAUGCGCGAGUACGGCUGGAAAAAGAUUUCCUUGCUGGGCCACUCGAUGGGGUCCAUUCUGUGUUUCAUCUUUGCCGCCACGUUCCCCGGUAAGGUGGAUUUCUACGUUGGAAUCGAUGCGCUGAAGCCACACAUCCCCGACCCGGAAAAGUUUCCGUCGCGGCUCGAGAAGCGUCUGCCGCAGGCACUGCUGGCCGAUGUGAGGAACCGGGAAAAAACCGAGCCCCCGAGCUAUCCGUACGGUGAGCUAAUAGAGCGAUUGCACCUGGCCACCAACAAAUCGGUCAGCCGUGAGGCGGCCCCCUUUCUGCUGUACCGGAACACGCGCAAAUCGAGCCUCCACCCGGACCGGUACUACUUCACGCGCGACAGCCGACUAAAGUACAGCCUCGGGGUCGGCUGGGAGCAGGCAAUCAAUCUCGAGUUUGCCAAAAGGGUUACGAUGCCGUAUCUGUUCAUCAAGGCGAAACACUCGCCGUUCUACGAGGAGCGCAAGUACUUUGACGAGUUCAUCGAGGUGGUAAAAGCCAACAAUCCACAGUUUGAGCUGGAAUUCGUCGACAGCACGCACCAUCUGCACCUGACGGAGCCGGAGAAAAUUAGUCCCAUCAUCAGCAAGUUCUUGGUCAAACACUGGAAACACGACGAGGAAAAGUGAUCUUCUAUCUCACGUUUGGAAUGGUUAGAUUUAAAUGUGUAAAACAAGGGAGUAAAAUACAUAUUUAAAACUUUCGA